Cuscuta campestris is the source of this 1565-nucleotide messenger RNA. NCBI's taxonomy places the organism in Eukaryota, Viridiplantae, Streptophyta, Magnoliopsida, Solanales, Convolvulaceae. The record is from the annotation of a GenBank genome assembly.
CGAGCAUCUAAAACUAUUGGGUCCAGCCCAAAUCCAAAAGAGAGGAGCCAGCAAAGUCGCAAAAGCUGAAAAAAGAAUGCGGUGUCCGUACUGCGCAGCGACCCAGGGACGGUGCGCCACCACAUCGAGCGGCCGAUCAAUCACCGAGUGCAGCUCCUGCGGCCGUGUUGUGGAGGAGCGCCAGACGCAGCCCCACCACCUCUUCCACAUUCGCGCACAGGACUCCCCACUAUGUCUCGUCACCUCCGACCUCCCCACCCUUCCCGUCUCCGCCACCGCUUCCGGCGCCUCCAACAACGACGACGAAGACCCGUUUGAGCCCACCGGUUUCAUCACCGCCUUCUCCACAUGGUCACUCGAGCCAUACCCGGUGUUCGCCCAAUCCUCCAUUUCUUUCGCCGGACAUCUAGCCGAGCUUGAACGCGUGCUCGAAACUACAUCUUCCCCUUCAAAUCCUUCGAGCCCCUCUGCGGUGGUGGAUAACAUUAGGGCAUAUUUGCAGAUUAUCGAUGUGGCUUCAAUCCUGGGACUGGAGUAUGAUAUUUCCGACCACGCAUUUCAGCUCUUCAGAGACUGCUCUUCAUCCACUUGCUUGAGGAAUCGGAGCAUCGAGGCGCUUGCCUCUGCUGCUCUUGUUCAAGCUAUCAGGGAAGCUCAAGAACCCCGAACGCUUCAGGAAAUAUCACUUGCUGCCAAUUUACCUCAAAAAGAAAUUGGAAAGUAUAUCAAGAUCCUUGGAGAAGCUCUACAGUUAAGUCAACCUAUUAAUAGCAAUUCGAUAUCAGUCCAUAUGCCACGGUUUUGUACACUUCUUCAACUGAAUAAAUCUGCUCAGGAGCUAGCGACUCACAUCGGCGAGGUGGUAAUGAAUAAAUGCUUCUGCACUCGCAGAAACCCCAUCAGCAUCUCCGCCGCUGCAAUAUAUUUAGCCUGCCAGCUCGAAGAUAAGCGAAAGACCCAAGCUGAAAUCUGCAAGGUAACCGGACUCACUGAGGUCACGCUUCGAAAAGUGUACAAGGAACUUCUGGAAAACUGGGAUGAUCUGCUCCCCUCGAACUACAGUCCAGCUGUCCCUCCAGAGAAGGCUUUCCCCACAGCUACUGUUGCAUCAGGGCGUUCUUCAAGCACUAGGGCUGACAUCAUCAUUGAAGCGAUUUCUUCUGAGCGCGACAAACAAGCUGAAGCUAAGGUGAAUAAUAUAUCACACAUGGCUUUUGGUCAGCAGGCUGAUGGUGAUAGAAAAGAUCCAGUUGGUAGUUGUAGUAGCAGUAGUCAUGCAAUGGAAAUUGAUUCUCACCCGAAAACUCUUGAGAUGCAAGUAGAGAUCAAUACUGCAAGGGGCGUUACUGGUAUUUCAAGAGUUCCCAUGCCAUUCUUCUCUCAUUUUGAUUCUCAGUUACUGCAACCACCAAUGAACAAUAUUAAGCAAGAUGAGAACAAGAACUGAUGUGGCAAUAUGCCUUUUGUAAGUUGGAAUGUACAGUUUAUUGCUUGUUUCUUGUGGCAGUCUAAGGAAAGUUGUACUUUUGUUCUUCAAUUGAGUAAAAUAUAUUUAGAGAAAUUAU